Messenger RNA from Fusarium keratoplasticum, 1587 nucleotides. Its product is annotated as Zn(2)-C6 fungal-type domain-containing protein. The transcript is spliced from 4 exons. Bases 1 to 1587 code for a protein of 528 amino acids. Gene Ontology annotation, molecular function: zinc ion binding; DNA-binding transcription factor activity, RNA polymerase II-specific. NCBI's taxonomy places the organism in Eukaryota, Fungi, Ascomycota, Sordariomycetes, Hypocreales, Nectriaceae. Gene Ontology annotation, biological process: regulation of DNA-templated transcription. The record is from RefSeq and is a predicted model, not a curated record.
AUGGUUGGCGUUCCCGGUCGCAGCAAAGGCUGCAACACCUGCAGAAAGCGCAGAGUCAAGUGCGAUGAAACUAAGCCCGUCUGUGUACGUUGUACCAAGGGGGGCUUUGAAUGCCUGGGAUACAUCAGGGACCGAGUUUGGCGGCACACUUCGACCGCUCCAUUUCCGACUAUGGAACCUACAGAAGCGACGUCGGCGGGGCAGAACGCUUCAGCCAGUUCCAGCAAAGACACCGACCUUACGAAUACUCGGGUUGCCUCCCCACCACCCGAGAUGAGCUUGAUUGCUUUUCAAGGAGACUUUUGCUUCUCCUUCAUGUUUUCCAACUUUGUAUGGCGUAGCUACGGAGCCCCUUGGCUUGAUCAAGCUGCGGCAGGGAAACUCGGUCGUCUCUCUCUAGAUGCCACCAAGGCCCUGUCACAAGCCAACUUUGGGAAGUCAAAUCACCAGUCCGAUAUUGAACUCAAGGGAGUCAUACAGUAUGGAAAGUGUCUCGAGAGUUUGGCUCAAGAACUAGGGAGUAGCUGCAGGCGGGACCUGCUGGUACCUAUUCUUGUUCUGAUGAUGCAUGCAGCGUCUCAUGCCGAUCAAACCGGAGCUGUAUCUCAUCUGCGAGGGCUUGCGAGGCUACUACACAUCUGUGGACCGGAAGCCUUCCAGCAGCAGCCUCUGCUCAAUGCGUUUGAGGCAGCAAGAGCAACGCUGCUCGUUGCCAGCUUGUACGGUAAGCAGCCUCUGUUUCUUGAAGAGGAACGCUGGCGAGCUGUGCCGUUUGCGGCGAAUGCUGCGUCCAAGACACCGCAAAGCUAUCUACUCGAUAUUCUCGUUGCUGUGCCGAGAAUACUCCACGACCACGCCGCGUAUGAGUCCAUGGAUGAGGCUCAACAGACUCCAUACGGAGAAUUGUUGAGAAGAACCGAGGCACUCCUUGUUUCGCUCUAUCGUUGGCGUUGGCAAUGGCAAGCCCGCUCUGGUGAUCAAGUGGAAGUUGAUGCUGGUAUCACUUCACAGCUCAAUGGUCCAGCAGCCGAGGCUCUAGGCUCCAUCGGCACUUCAAGGCAAUCGGGACGCCUUAGGUUCGGCAAAUUCACUCUUGCGACAGAGCUUAUGCUCUACAAUGCUACGCUGAUGUGGCUGCUUGCGUUGCUGUGGAAGAUGGACCCUCUUGGCGCGAGCCAACGCAUCGAAACUUGUGCAACAACUGCCACACCUGCAGAAGCCUCUCUCAGAUACCUAAGGUUCGAGCCACUCCGGAGACCUGGUGCUUCAGUCUCGGUUCGAGAUCCCGCCAUGGAGAUCCUCCGCGCUUUCGAGUGGGUGACCCGCCAUCACAGCCGAAGCAAGGAGCCCACGUUCCUGUACCUAUUCCCAGUUGGGAUGGCACUGAGCGUCAUAGAGAAGGAGCCUGAGGCGAAGGCUUGGGCUAUCAGUCUGCUGAAUAGAAGCCCCAUCACGGCGAAUUAUGCUCAAGGGCAGAACCCGGCUGGGUUCGGCUUUUAUGUCACUCGGGAGGCACUUCAUCCAGAGACGGUCGACGCAGAGUUGCAACUCUUUUCGGAGCAGGAUCUACAACAACUUGCAAUAUGA